Molecule: messenger RNA, 624 nt
Organism: Sphenostylis stenocarpa
Lineage: Eukaryota; Viridiplantae; Streptophyta; Magnoliopsida; Fabales; Fabaceae
Source: the annotation of a GenBank genome assembly
AUGGUAGACCUGAUCGGGAUUACCUCAAGUAUAGAUGGAAACCCUCUGGGUGUGAUCUUCCACGUGGAUGUGGUUCAUAACAAAGAAAAGGGCAGGAUUGUGAGACUGGAUUCCAUUAAAUAUGGGCACAUGUGGAAAGGAGAUGUAUUGAUUUUCAAUACCUACCAUUGGUGGACUCAUUCAAGAGAUUCUGAAACAAGGGUUCACUUUCAAGUAGGCAAUGAAAUAAUAGAAGACAUGGGUAUCUUCGAAGCUUACAAGAUUGGGUUAACAACUUGGUCUAAAUGGAUAGAUGCUAACAUUGAUCCCUCAAAGACAACAGUUUUGUUCCAAGGAAUUGCUGCAUCCCAUUUUGAGGGAAAGGGAUGUCUGAGAAAAACUGAGCCAGAACAAGGACCCCAGCCACCUUAUCCUGGUGUAGAAAUUGUGAAGAGUGUUUUGAGCAGAAUGUCAUGUCCUGUAUAUUUGCUUGACAUUACAUUGCAGACACAGAUGAGGAUAGAUGGCCAUCCUUCUAUAUACACAGGCAAAGGCACCUCUUAUGAGGACUGUAGUCACUGGUGUCUAGCUGGUGCUCCUGAUACUUGGAAUGAAAUCUUUUAUGCUGCUUUGCUUGGAGUAUAA